GGCGCGCCGCUGCGGCACGGCGGGCCGGGACGGAUUCCGGCCGGAGGGCGACGGACUGCGCGGGCCAGCGGCUGAGGAUGAGCGCUCACCAGGGCAGUAGCGGAGACAGGUCACUGGGGCCAGAGGCCUCCUGCCUCGUGGAAGACACGGUAACGACCGCUCAGGAAAAACAAGCAGCCAGCCUGGCUUCGGCCAGCCUUCAUCACCUUGCCUAUCCCCUGGGCUCCCGGAAUGACGACCUCGCCCUUGACUUCACCCCGCAGCCCAUCGGCCUCCCGUUUGCCCACAUGAUGCCUGAGGACAUCAAAGGCUCCUGCUUCCCGAGUGGGAGCAAGUGGAGCCACGAGUCCUUCGCUGCCGUGGAAAGGCUUGGAACUAGUAACUCUCAUGCCCAGGCGCCAGAGAAGGUGACCCUGCUGGUGGAUGGCACCCGUUUCGUGGUGAACCCACAGAUUUUCACUGCUCACCCGGACACCAUGCUGGGAAGGAUGUUUGGACCGGGAAGAGAGUACAACUUCACGAGGCCCAACGAGAAGGGAGAGUAUGAGAUUGCAGAAGGGAUCAGCGCCACUGUGUUCCGCACGGUGCUGGAUUAUUACAAAACUGGCAUCAUCAACUGUCCGGAUGGCAUCUCUAUCCCAGACCUCAGAGACACGUGCGACUAUCUGUGCAUCAACUUUGACUUCAACACCAUCCGAUGUCAGGAUCUGAGUGCUUUGCUGCACGAGCUGUCCAACGACGGGGCCCACAAGCAGUUCGACCACUACCUCGAAGAGCUGAUUGUGCCCAUCAUGGUGGGCUGUGCCAAGAAAGGGGAGCGAGAGUGCCACAUUGUCGUGCUCACCGACGAGGACUCGGUGGACUGGGAUGAAGACCACCCCCCACCCAUGGGAGAAGAGUAUUCGCAAAUUCUUUAUAGCUCUAAGCUCUACAGGUUCUUCAAGUAUAUUGAGAAUCGAGAUGUUGCUAAAACAGUAUUAAAGGAACGGGGCCUGAAAAACAUUCGCAUUGGGAUUGAAGGUUACCCUACCUGUAAAGAGAAAAUUAAGAGACGCCCUGGGGGCCGGUCUGAAGUCAUCUACAAUUACGUGCAGCGCCCCUUCAUCCAGAUGUCGUGGGAAAAGGAAGAAGGGAAGAGUCGCCACGUGGAUUUCCAGUGUGUUCGAAGCAAAUCCCUCACUAACUUGGCAGCUGCUGGAGAGGGCGUCCUAGAGGACCAGGAGCGCCUAAUGCACCACCCACCCCAGGUGGACGAACUUGACCGGCUAAAUGCCCCACUUGCUCAGAUGGCUUCUAACGACUCUCAAGAUUAGGGUCCGCAGGGUCACCGUGCCGCCUGGAGCUCUUGGCUGGGAUACCCGGCCGGGACUCCCCAUCCUCCCCGAGGUCCUCCCGCCCUGAGUCCUUCCCCAAUGGCCAACACGUAUCCUGCCCAGUAAGUCUGUGCCUCCAGCAGGGGUGAAGCAGCUUGCUGGAAACUGGGCUCCCCGCGUCGCCGCAGUCCUGGUAACUUGGAUAUUUGGGGUCUGGUGCUGCUCACUGAGCGUCUGGAACUCAAGCAGGAAAGGGUGUCCAGUCUCCCAUGGCCUCGCACUGAGCAAAGCUGUCCUUGUCCUUUACACUCUAUGUUUUGUUUUGUUUAAUAUCAGGCAAAUUGCUUAGUAGCAAAGGGACCAAACCUGAAGGGAGACCCUGGCUGUGUUCUCGGGCAGGCAGAGCGGCGGGCUCGGGGGGGCAGGCCGCGCUUGGCGCCUCUGCUCCUGGCGGGCAGCUGAGAAGCAGGCACUCGCUGGAAUGUCCUUCCCGGGUUCAGGGCGCCCCAGGAAAGGCUAAGAGCUUAAGUUCAGCUUUGUGUCUCCUCAACGCGUGCACAAUCCACCACCAUGCACGACAGGCUCUUUGGCAGGGAGAAGGACAUGACAUGGCUGGCGGAACUGUUUCGGCUGGGAAAUGUACGGCCCCACCUAGAGCAAGUGGUGGCUCAUCCAGAAGGAACUUGGGCUCUCGGGGACGAGCCGCUCCUGCUUCAGGCCUGGUGGUCAUCUUUUAUUGUAGCUUUUUUUUUUCUUCACAGUUGAGGACGGAGCCCGGGGCCUCGCACUCGCCGGGCUAGUGCUCCUCCACCGAGCUCAGUCCCCAGCCGCAGGCCAUUUGGGUUCUCCGGGCGGGGACUUGGCCUGAAGCUGGGUCUUCACCAGGGGCAGCGCCCUGCUGCAGGCCUCCCGGGAGACCUGAGAGAGGACGCCAUCCCCAGCUCCCCAAGGUGCUGGCAUCCUAGGGAGCUUGGUGCUCCAGGCACGGGGUGACGUUGGGUGGGAAGUGCCGCCCGCCCGCUUCCUGGGGCAGCAGUAGGUCGUAUACAGGGUUAGGAGAAUGAUCCUGAUGUCAUCUCCAUAGAGGGCCAGGUGAGGGCACGGCAGGCCCGUCUGUCAGCUGCUACAGUGCGUGGCGCCUGACGAGCCAGGGCACUCGUGGCCCACGGUCCUCUGGCCUUUUCUCAUUAACAGCAGGUUAACCUGAGCAUCCAGAGCUCCACCCAAGUGUUUUGGGCUUGGUCAUUUCCCUUUAUGGUGGAAACCGACCUCCAGUCAUCAUCCCUGUGUUUACUCAUCAGACCGAGCAUAGUUUCAAACUCCUUAAGGAAAGACAAGGACUAACUGUGGUGUGUGGGUGUGGCUUUUAUUAUUAUUAUUUCCUCCCCUGGUGCUAAGGAUGGAACCCAAAGCCUUGUGCAUGCUAGGCGAGCGCCCUACCACUGCAUAAACUCCAUUCCCCUAAGACACUGACUUGCUGACUGCCGUAGUCAGUUCCUGUCAGUAAAGGCAGGUGUUCUUCCCAGGCUUGAAGAACAAGAGCGUUGUUGAUGGUGGUGGCCGCGCCCCACCCUCAUCCCCAGCGCUGAGAAUGGAAGCUGGGCUCCUGCCUGCCCAGCCACACCUCGUUGAGCAGCCUGGAGCAAGCCCUCGCCCGAGCCAGUGUCCGCACUCCCAGUCCCAAGUGGGCGGGAUUAAGCCUUCCCUUGCCUUAUUUUCCUGAUAAUCUGUUUGCAUCAAUUUGCAAGGCUGUGGCCCGGGUUAAAGUUAGGGUCAGGACUGUGAAAUGGCUCGUAAUUGGGGUCCAGUUUGUCCUCAACCUUUCCAGCCCCACAUUCAUACCUACUAGCAGUUGAGCAGCCAGAUUGUUGCUUAUUGUGCUUCCCCUGCUCAUCCGGACUAAACGCCACUACCAAGGAAAGCUCAAUUCCCUGCUGUUCAUGUACCACUGAUAGCGGCUCGUGUGCGUCCUCAGAUCACGUGGAAACAAACUAACAGUAGAGUUUCAAGUGUAGCUUAGGUACAAAGACGCAGAAGCAUGGCAUGUAGCUGACGCUGUUCUGUGUAACUGUCAUUGAAUCAUUGCUUUUAAGAAUAAGAUCUUUUCCCCAAAAAUUAAUUAUGCUUCUGGCCUCAACCCAUGGGGUUUGGGUAAGUGGCAGUCUGUGCAGAUCAAUCGGUGUUACUGGGUGGUGGUGACUAAAGGAAGAUCGGGGCUACAUACACGUUCUUGCUGGAGAGGCUUCUGCACUGUCACUUGCUGGUUCUCAGCUGAGUGACAUCUCCCCAUGGCAGGGCUGGGGUGCCCCUCCCCUCCAGUCAGCUACUGGCCACAGUCAAGAGGAUUUCGUCUUAAUAAAAAGGUGGAACACUGGUUUGGUGCCUGAUACAUAGUGAGCCAGGCUGUUUAUACGGAAGCAUUUUUGUAAGAAUGUUACUUUACCGAGCAUCUCAUCCGGCCAAGAUGAACCUGAGCAUUUGCAGCUUGGCUGAUGAGCAGACAUUUGCUAUUGAGUUGGCGAGAGAAGGGGGCACACAUUAGUUUGCAUUAGAUCACUUGUGUUUUUUGGGACAGAAGGUAUGGAAGAGAUGAGCGCGGGGCGCAGCAGCCAGCAUUCCGCAAUCCAGCCACCGUGCCAGGUCUGGGGAGAUGGUGACAGGCAGGCGGGGAUGAGCUGACAGGGGGUGGCCCACAGCCUGUUGCGAAAACACAUCAGAGCACAGACUCAGACUGCCAUGGUUUCCAGCAGCGCGUCCAGUGCCACCUCUUGCCGUCAUUGUGAACUCCACCGUGGCCUUCGCCAGGGAGCUCGGAAGCCCGCCGCCCUCGCGGGCCGGGGAGCCAUGUUGCAUUCUGGUUGGGAGGCUCACUUUCUCCUAAAGGCAAAAUGCUUGUGGGUUUCACCUUUUCAUUUUGUAUUUACUUUUAAGAUUGCACUUGUUCACCUACCAGUGUUUACAAAAAUCUCAUAUUUGGGAUGCUUUUUCUAUCUAAUAAAAUAUUAUCAUUUGU
Perognathus longimembris pacificus (Pacific pocket mouse) is the source of this 4326-nucleotide messenger RNA. It is a transcript of the gene Kctd20, whose product is annotated as potassium channel tetramerization domain containing 20. The transcript is spliced from 8 exons. Gene Ontology annotation, cellular component: cytoplasm. The record is from RefSeq and is a predicted model, not a curated record. Bases 78 to 1313 code for a protein of 411 amino acids. Gene Ontology annotation, biological process: positive regulation of phosphorylation. NCBI's taxonomy places the organism in Eukaryota, Metazoa, Chordata, Mammalia, Rodentia, Heteromyidae. Gene Ontology annotation, molecular function: protein binding.